UCCGCUCCCUUUUCCCUUCCCUUCCCCCCUUUCGCCCUGUCCCGUCCCUCGCCGCUUCCUUCCUCCUGUCUGUGCCAUGGAUGGUGUUGUUACAGAUCUUAUAGCAGUCGGUUUAAAGCGUGGAUCUGAUGAGCUUCUUCCUUCUGGCAUCGCUUACGGGCCUCUUACCAUGAGCAAUUCUACUCCUGCUACAGCUAACGGGAAUGACAACAAAAAGUUUAAAGGAGACAGAUCUCCCUGCUCCCCUUCACGAGUCCUUCAUCUCCGUAAAAUUCCAAAUGAUGUCACUGAAGCAGAAGUAAUUUCUCUAGGUCUACCUUUUGGCAGAGUAACCAAUCUCUUGAUGUUGAAAGGAAAAAGCCAGGCUUUCCUAGAAAUGGCUUCAGAAGAAGCUGCUGUUACUAUGGUGAACUACUACACUCCCGUUACUCCUCACCUCCGCAGCCAGCCUGUUUAUAUUCAGUAUUCCAAUCACAGAGAAUUGAAGACUGACAAUCUACCCAAUCAGGCUAGAGCUCAAGCAGCAUUGCAAGCAGUGACUGCUGUGCAGUCUGGAGGCCUGGCCCUUACAGGUGCUCCAGCUACUGAGGGUGGACUACCUCCUGGUCAGAGUUCAGUUCUCCGAAUUAUAGUUGAAAAUCUCUUCUAUCCUGUAACUCUAGAAGUGCUAUAUCAGAUUUUCUCCAAGUUUGGGACAGUCUUGAAGAUUAUCACAUUCACAAAGAACAAUCAAUUUCAGGCCUUGCUUCAAUAUGCUGAUCCAGCAAAUGCACAUUACGCCAAAAUGGCGCUUGAUGGUCAAAAUAUAUACAAUGCUUGCUGCACUCUUCGUAUCGAUUUCUCCAAGCUAACAAGCCUUAAUGUAAAAUACAACAAUGAUAAAAGCAGAGACUUUACUCGUUUGGACCUUCCUUCGGGCGAUGGACAGCCUUCUCUUGAUCCCACCAUGGCAGCUGCUUUUGGCACUCCAGGUAUCAUCUCCUCACCAUAUGCAGGGGCUGCAGGCUUUGCUCCAGCCAUUGGCUUUCCCCAAGCAGCAGGUCUGUCAGUUCCAGCUGUUCCCAGUGCACUUGGGCCUCUUGCAAUCACCACCUCUACCAUGACUGGGCGGAUGGCUAUCCCAGGGGUCACUGGAAUGCCUGGAAAUUGUGUUUUGCUUGUUAGCAAUCUCAAUCCUGAUGCAAUCACACCAGAUGGACUCUUUAUUCUGUUUGGUGUAUAUGGUGAUGUCCAUCGUGUAAAAAUUAUGUUUAAUAAGAAGGAAAAUGCCUUAGUUCAGAUGGCGGAUGCAACACAAGCCCAACUAGCCAUGAAUCACUUAAAUGGACAAAAACUUUAUGGAAAAGUGCUGCGUGUCACACUUUCAAAGCAUCAGACAGUACAACUUCCUCGUGAGGGACAAGAGGACCAGGGUCUCACCAAGGACUAUAGUAAUAGCCCUUUGCAUCGCUUUAAGAAGCCUGGCUCUAAAAACUUCCAAAAUAUCUUCCCACCAUCUGCCACCCUGCACCUCUCCAACAUUCCACCUUCUAUCACAGUUGAUGACCUGAAGAAUCUUUUUGCUGGUACUGGAUGUAUUGUGAAAGCCUUCAAAUUCUUUCCAAAAGAUCACAAAAUGGCUCUCAUCCAGUUGGGCUCUGUGGAAGAAGCAAUUCAGGCUCUUAUUGAGCUUCAUAAUCAUGACCUUGGAGAAAACCAUCACCUCAGAGUUUCCUUCUCCAAAUCUACAAUCUGACUCUUCGGUGACUUUUUCUUGUUAAGACUUUACUCCACCAUUACCAGUGAAACAUUCUUCAGAUAGAGACUGGAGUAGCCAAAAUCAAUGAUGCAUCUUUAAACAAUGAAACUUGAGUGGGUCGUGUGUAUUUUUAUACAUGGUUUAAAAAAUUCAAGGGAUGGUCUUUCCAUAUAUUCUUCUGUUCAAGUAAUUAAUAAUCCACCACAAAAUGUUCUUCUGUAAUAAUAACAAUAUUUUCAGUAGAAGCCCCUCCUUUUUAAAUGAUUUCAGGAACAUAAUUUUUAGUUUUUAUUCCAAAACAACGUUACACAACAUUUCUGUGGCAGAUUAAAUUUGCUAUCAAAAGAAUGUUUUCAAAGUAGACUUAGAGGAUGGCUGAAACACUAAUUCUGUGGAUUUUUUAAAUUAGUAAAUUGACUAAUUUGACUAGGUAACGUAUCAAACUGUACCUGUUAAAAACACUGGAGGAAAGUUUGUGUUUUUCUCCUUGAAGUAACAUCAAAAUAUGCACAGGUCAUUUGUCUUAAUGUGAUCAAAUUGACACUUUGGAACUAGAUAUUGAAUCAUUGUUAUGAGAGUUUAUUAGCUUUUAUUACUAUGAAAUGAUGUGUAAUAAGAUUUUGGAGAAAAUGAAAGGAGAAAUGUGUCCUGAUUUCAAGUUUUGUACAUUUCUUUCAGAAAAAAAAAUGUUUACACUCUUAAGGAAAAAAAUUCAGGUCUGUCAUAUGGUUUGACAAAUUUUUAGAAAGGUUAUUUUUGGUAAGGUAUUGUUUAAAAAUAUAAAAGUAAACCUCAAGGGUUUUUUGUACCACUGUAAUCUCUAAUACUUAAAUCAAAAUUACUGUGUAUUUACUUAAUUUCUUAUGUGCCUUAUUAUGUGCUUAUAAUGAUACAAUAGUUUAGAGUUUUAUCUGAAGUAUCUUUAAACUGUAUUGUGGCUUGGUGAGAUUUUUUUCCCCCUUGUCUUACUUUUUAAACAUUUGGUGAUUUUAAAAAUGUUUUUAAUAAGUAAUAGUCAAAUCAGAUUUUUGGUGCUUUGGUACAGGGAUGGGGAAGUGGGAACUGAAGAUAACUCAGUGCACAUCCUUAUAGGCCUAUUCACAAUAUUUUUAGGGUUGCAGUUGAAUGACAUCACUGUUGAGAUCUAAAGAAUGUUUUCCAAUUUCUGGAUGAUGUCUAACUUGUUGAGCCAUCGGGCUCUUGAAAAUAUUUUGCCUCAGGAUUCUUUUUCACCCUACAGUGCUGAGCUUGCUGUACUAAAUGUAGACUGGUGUUUCUUCAUAAAUGUCAUAACUUCAGUACUGAAUGUUCACUCCUUUUUGGAGAGCAAGUUGAGAUGCAAUCUUACUUUUUGGGGCUGGGUGGGUUAAAUAUAGAUAUACACAAAUUACUUCUAUGAUUGUAAUACAAUGUUUUUAGAGGUAUUGCAAGAUGUUAUGUCUACUGAAAUUUUUCAUUUUUUAAAAUAAGGUAUUUCUCUCAAGUAUAAAGGUAUUCAGUCCUUUAAAUAGUUCUGAAUCUGAACGCAGAAACUUAAGAAAUGAGAUGGAGUGAUUGUGUGUGUUUGUGUGUGUGUGUUUGUGUGUGCGCGCGUGUGAGCGUGUGCUCACUGUCUUUGAGAUUUUAGCAAGUCGAUUUGUUCUGUGAAUACCAGCUGCUGCUUGGCAAAAAUAAUUCCUUAGUUAGAUCUAGCUCAGAGCUCCUUUGUCAUGAAAACCUAAUUUAAAUUUGAGAUGCUGUUUUUUUGGUAAGACCAAUAAAAAAUGAAAGGAAUAGGCAGUGAAACACAUGCUGUCUUAAAUUUAAAUAGUUCUGUUUGUGGAAGAUAGCUGAUGCUCACACUUGAUUUUUGUUUUGUUAGCAAAUAAGUUUCGCUGUGUACAGCUAUGCUAUCUGCCCGGUAAUAACUGACGUUAUUUCCACUUCUCUGUGGCUUCACACAGUAUGAUAGUAUAAACACAACCUAGUAUACGAUGAACUUUUUUUCCAGUGGUGCCUAAUUCUGUUAUGGCACUUGACCCUAAGUGUGCCUCCUUCAUUCCAUUGAUUUCAGUGGACCAUAACUCCAAGUAAGCAUGUUCAGAAUUACAGCAUACUGAAGCAUUAAGUUUAAAAGUUUUUCUGGAUGAAAAUUCCAAUGAAUAUGCCUUCUCCUCAGUAUAAUUUGCUAAGCUACCUUUAAGCUUGGUCACUAUGUGUUUAAAUGCUGCUACAAAGGGGGGGCAUUAUUGGAGUUGAUGAAUGUAACUGAAGCAGGAAAAAAUACAAGUUUUGAGACUAAGCAUUAGCAUGUAUAAUAUCAAGAAUGGUGUGGGUGGGUGUUUGUGCACACGUAUGCUGUGUGAAGUAUCCAGUGUGUAUGUUGAUGCACAUUCCAGGCAUUUAAUUUAUUGAUUUAACUAAUCUUAAAAAAAUGCAACUUUGUAGUGUUAAUUGCAAAAUAAAUGGUAAAUUUAACAAGAAAAAUAAUUCCACUUAGUCCUUAGAAAAUUUCUAUUCUAUUUGCAGUUUAAGUUGUAGGAAGUACAAUUAUAGUUACAUGCCAGCAUAUUUUUUGAAAUUUGAUUUUGCAUAUACUCAUAUUUUGUGUGGUCUCAUCAUAAUUAUAUUCUAGUCUGUAUAAAUCAUCUUGGUUGUAGUGUAUGUGUGUUCAUUGUUUUGGGCUUGAUUCUAUUUUUCUUCAAGAUGCAGAUAUGAGAAAUGGCAGUACAGAGCUUGUACCUAAAACAGUAGUUUCAUUUGCAACAAUAGUUAGCAUGAUCUACUCCUCCCUAUGGAAUGCUUUAGAAAAAGCUGGCUUUACAAUUAUAUUGUCCUUUUUAAAGUUCCUGUGAUACAGAAUAGUUCCAUCUUGAUUCCUUGCUAUUUAGGCCUACAAUGAGUAUCCUCCAAAAUUAAGGUGCUCUAGAGCAGCAGUCCCCAACCUUUUUAGGUCUGUGGACUGGUUGGGGAAGGUGGGCACUCCCCAUGCUCGUGUGCAUGCAUGAACAAGAGCACUCUCUCUUGCACAGGCGGGUGUGCACAUGCGCAAUUGGCAGUGUGGCGCUUGCACGUGCAUGCUGGAGUGCGUGCGCAGGCGCAAACAGGUUAUGUGGGGGUGUGGCAGGAGAUCUGUCUCAGUGUCCCGGUCCGGCUCAGGCCGCAGGCCAGGGGUUGGGGACCUCUGCUCUAGACCAUAUGGUGAUUAGAUAUCAACCUUUGUGCAAACACCUCUUUGUACAAGUACCUUGAUGACAAAUAACUGAUUUUUCACACUACUUGACCCUGCCUAGUAUUUAUUCUAUCAAUUUAAUCUUUCCUGGUUUUUUACUCCUUAAGGAUAAACUUGUGGGGGGUUAAAACUGUGUGACUCUUGCCAUUACUCUGUAGUGGUGUUCAAGUCACAGUCUUCUGUGCAUCAGGCAUUUCUGUUGCCUGUAGAAUUUAUGAUAUGUGCUAGGGAUUUGAAUAUAUUUUGGCUUCUAAUCACAUUUAAAUAUAUUUGCAUAUUGUGCAGUUUGGUGCCUUUCUGGUAUACUGGAUAAACAUUUCCUUGAGUGUGGAUUUGCAGUUUAAUAAAUAAAAGCUUCUACUCAUUAUAAGAGAGUAUAUGCUUUCUAAUGAAGCUGAAGAAUGGAAAAUAUUCCUAAUGUUAUAGUGACCCACAAAAACUAAAAUGGUUCUAAAAAUACUCAAGUCUCAAACUCCACAAUGUUGCGGAAAGCCUAGAUUAAAAAACACUGUAGGAAACCAUUUCUAUACAAUAGGCACCUACAGUUGCUUGUGAUUCUUACUCUUAGAAGUAAAACCAUGAUAGUAAUCAGCUCAGAAAACACACUGUCACUAGCUUUUAAUGAAACCCAGAUGGAAAAAUACUUAAUUUGGAUGGGGCUUGGGAAGCACAGAGUACGUUUUCCUAUGGGCGCAAGUAUAGACUCUUCAAGAGUCCUUAUGUCUUGGGUUCUUUCCUUAGUAGGCCCACUGAUAAUUUGGAUGUACAUGUGCAGAUUUUAAUAUGGAAUUAAAUAUUUGAUUGCAUCAUUGUUCCAAUAAAGUCUUAAAUCCAACAUCUUGACAAGUUACCAAAACUGCAAAUGAACAUUCCUUUUGAUCAGAUUUGAUUGCUUUUAUGUCUCCCACCAGUGGCAUUGAUAAUAUGACUGGGGAAUGUCUUGAGGGCUCUUUGUGCCUAUGUAUACAAACGUAGCCUUGUGUUGUCCAUUUGGUACCUCUUUCUCCCAGACUGAGAGAUUCUGCAGUAGAAACCUACUGCUCUAAAAUCAUGGAUUUUAGAAAGAAAAAAGCCUGCAUCCGCACUGCACAGUUCAGCAUGCCCAAGUGGGGCCUCCAGUCAUGGUCUCUCUUCUGGGAAUAAGAAAUCUGAGAUGUGUUCAUUCAGUCUUCAUCCUGUCAAAUGUAAUAUGUACUGCUGUUUUCAAAGGAGAGCAGUUGAGUAAUCACCUGUAUUAAAGCCAUUUUGUUUGCCUUGACUUUUUUGUGGACUGGUAACUUUGAACAAAACUGCCAGAUUUAAAACUGUUCAAGUUGCACAGAGAUUUUCUUGAAUCAAACUAAAUUCUAAUUGUCUUCACGAAGAUCUGUAUGUUGUAUUUGAGACUGUUCAUAAAUUUAAAAGCAACCUUAACAGGUAGGGGAUCAUUUGAAAAUAUUUAAAACAACUAAAAUUUUAUUUUCAGGUUUUUUACAAAAAACACAAAUGGGACCAAAGUUUAUGUGCCUUCAGUAGAUGUGUAAUUGUUUUGCUAUAUCUUUCAGUGUUUAGACUCAAACUGUUCUUUUUAAGAAAAUGUGUAUUUAUAUAGUAAAAUACCAAAUGACCCAUAAACGUUCCAUAUGUGCAGUCAGUUGCUUCCUAUAUCAGUUGGGUUUGUGAUCACUUCACUUGCUACCAUUGUAACAUGAAUCAUGCUGCACCAUGAGGAAUCCAAGUUAAACUCCUUUAUGUCUGGCUUGUGGUUGGCACAUAGAUUUCAGCUAAGGAAAUAAAAAGAUAGUGAGGAUAUCUGUAUUCAGAGAUUCACUGUAUUAAAAUAAUGGAUGUAUCCCUAGUCAGAAUUUUCCAUUCUUGGACCUAUGUGCAGUAAUCAGAAUUAUAAUGAAAAAUGCAAUUCUUGCCCCAGUUUCCUUUUCUGUUCCUGAAAACAAUCCAUCCCACUCUCUCAAAAUAUGGUUGCUGACCAAGCAGAUUGUUGCAUCAGAUUGUCACCUCACUGCAAUGACCAAAGAUUGUCUGUGUUGGUUUUAUGAAGACAUCCCAUCAGUUUUUUUUUCUUUCUGUCAAGCUAUUUUUCCUGAAAGACUCCAUGUAAAGUGGCCUUUUAUAUGAAUGCUGUUGUUGGAUGAAAUACUUCAUGGGAAUUCAAAUUUUUAAAAAUGUGAACCAAAUGUAAUGGCUUAAGACAAGGGGUAUUGGAAUACCUAGUACUGUAUUCAGAGAAAAAAGGUGCACAAUUACAAGAGUCAGACAUUCCCUAUCUUUCCAUGUGUUCAUUAAACCCUUUUUAUGUUUGUAAAAAUGUUCAUCUAACACAAGAAAAUGCUGUAAAUAUUUGUAACAACGUUUUUUACCUGGCAAAAAAAAGGUUUUUGGGAACAAGUAUAAAAUGGUUUUUAUAUUUAAAAAAACAUCAAUUGUCUUGUAUAUUUUGAUAAGCAACAGUACCAGCUUUCAUUUGUUAAGCAGCUUGUGGCAUUGGAGGGGGAAAAAAGGAUUCCAUGUUGAGAUGAGUUGAUGUUAUAAAUGCGAAGAAGUUGAAAUAUUAAAGAAACCUAUUUUCUAA
Pogona vitticeps (central bearded dragon) is the source of this 7518-nucleotide messenger RNA. The record is from RefSeq and is a predicted model, not a curated record. NCBI's taxonomy places the organism in Eukaryota, Metazoa, Chordata, Lepidosauria, Squamata, Agamidae.